AUGGCUUCUUCUGCCGCAAACGCAGCCAACGACCGUCGUCGUCCUCGGGCCUCAAACUUGAAUCUCGAAGAAGUCAGAAACGUGAGACCCCAACUGAGAACCGCUUCAUUUCCUCCAGGUGCGACUGCUGCUUCUCAACCAGCAAGACGUCCUGGAAUGGCCGGCUCUUCCUCUUCAUCUGCGGCUCCAGCUCCCCCUCCUCCACCAGCAUAUGCGGUGAGAACAGAAGAGGCUCUGCUACAGGCACUGGUUCUGGAGGUAGAGCAAGCAGUUGAAGAGAUGAUGCAAGAUGAAUCUCCUCUUGGAGAUAGCCAAACUGACUCAACGGCUGCCACAAGAACUUCAAAGCGCCUUCUCCUAAAUGAAGAAUACAUCAAGCGUGGACAGACACGCAGGGGCACCAUUUAUGGUCUUGGCAAUUUCCAGUACACUAACAAGCAUCCUUCUGAGUCUGUCCCUGCUGCACUCAAGCGAGACAUAAACGUGGAGAAGAGGGUUUCUGGCCUGGAGACUGAGUUGCAUGCUUUGAAGACUGACUUCAAUGAAGGCAAUGCUAGACCUCAGGCAACUCUCGACAUGAUUCUGCAACUUCUUCAGCCUCAAGCUUCUUCUGCACAAGCAAGUCAGUCUCAGCAUCGCUCUCCCUCUCAUUCUGCAGCUCCACCUCAAGGUCAAGCUCAACCUGAAGGUCACGGUCAAGCUCCAACUCCACCUCACGAUCAGCCUCAAGCUCCAGGUGACACACAACCUCAACAACUCAUCACCACUAACGAUUCUAAUUUAGGAGCUAUGGCUGUUUAUGUAUUAUGUGGUUUCAUGUUUUGUGGAUCUUUUGAACUCUUAAGGAGCUAA
This is a messenger RNA of Eruca vesicaria subsp. sativa (arugula), 852 nucleotides long. Lineage: Eukaryota; Viridiplantae; Streptophyta; Magnoliopsida; Brassicales; Brassicaceae. The record is from the annotation of a GenBank genome assembly.